Molecule: messenger RNA, 1704 nt
Organism: Ectocarpus sp. CCAP 1310/34
Lineage: Eukaryota; Phaeophyceae; Ectocarpales; Ectocarpaceae
Source: the annotation of a GenBank genome assembly
AUGCUAUGCUACGAGUAUAUCGGAGUAGGUGAUAGUGUGCCUGGUGUUAAGAGCCGCUACGAGGCUUUGCUGCGCCUGCGUUUGCUGUGGAGCGGUGGUGACUGCGGUGCUCUUCUUGACGCUGCCGGCGGUUCAGCGCAUGCUAUGGCGAGCAUCGAUGCGUGCGACUUCGUCGAGGAGACACAGCUCAUUCGCAACUGCGUCGGCGCAUGCCUCAUGAAGGUGGCCAGGGCAGUGCUGAAGGUAACGCGGCCGCCCACGCCGGCGGCGGCAAGCAUGGCGGCGGCGGCGGUAAGCAUGGCGGUGGUGGGCAUGGCGGCGGGAAGCACGGUGGCGGCGGUGGUGGCGUUAAACAUGGCGGCGGUGGCGGCGGUGGCGGUAAGCAUGGCGGCGGCGGUGGCGGCAUGCACGGCGGGGGUAAUCAAGGCGGGGGCGGCGGUGGCGGUGGCGGUGGUGGUAGCGGUGGCGGCGGCGGUGGCGGUCACAAGAAGCAAGGUCGCGGCGGCAAGAAGUGAACUGCUGUCGCAUAACGCAGCCCCCGAGAUACGGCGGUUUUGCUUCCAAGACAGCGACCACGUGUGAAAAUAUGACCCCGCAAGACGUGAUGCAUGCCGCACGCAUCCGGCUGCCAUCUGACGAAAAGGAGUGUUACGUUUGAGCCCAACAAUGGGCUGGUCUCGGCACGUGUUUAAAAAUUAGAAGCCGCCCGGUGUAGAGUAGUACGUGGACAUACAUGCUGUGCGUAAAACGGUUGGGGCCAUGGCGAUACACAUUCACAGAGCAAGGUAAAAAGAUUGUUUCUGUGUUGCGAUCGGUCGACAGCUCACAUUUAAGAUCUUUGCACAGUAUUUUUGGAAGCUUUCUUGUUUGAGUCCCGCCCUGGUUGCCUUUUUCCGUGUGUGUAAGAGCCCGACAUAUAAAUAUGUUAUCCGACUUGGGUCCCGGGAGAGUCCUUUUUUUUCUCUAGGUGAUGACUCUCUAAUCCCCAACGUUUCCCUUCCAGCAUGUAGCGUUACUGCAUAGUCUAGUUGUAUGAGGAUUGCGGGUUAGGGAGAACGAUGCUUGCGACGUAGCAGGGGGCGGUUACAUUUUUCUUGUCGCUCGCGAACACCGGUUGCUGCUUCAAGGUGCGGGUUCCGAAGCCACCCUCUCUCGUGCUAACUGUUGAACUCGGAAAACGUUGAGCAUUAGUGAAAUCCUGUAGUGCAACGGUGCGUUAGCUACCCUAUUGUAUGAAUAAAAGACGUGGCAACGAUCGCGAUUGUUUUGGUGGGCGUUUCUUUAUUUAGGUUUUCACAGGCGACGCGCAUACACGCGAAGGUCACGACCCGAGCUAGGCUACAAGCAAUCUCAACGUCGAUGCUGCUUGAAAGUGUUGGCGCUGGGUGCGCUGUUUCGGGUUGAGCGUUUACCCGCGUCUCGCCCCCUGUCUGCAUGACUCGCGUACUAACGACGUCAUUUAGAGUUUUCAUCCAGUGUUCGCAGACUUCGGGUACGUAGAACAUCUCCACAGUGCAGUGGUUAGGCACCAUUUCGACUAGGUGAUUAGAAACUUCGUGCUACCCCCAUAUGCUGUUGUUUUUUUGUCUCCUUGUUUCAAUGGUUUUCACCCCUUCAUUCGAUGUAUCUCUUGUUUCCUAUCUCCAGUCCUGUUACAAAAUUAUCUUCUUUUAGUCUACCUAGUAUGUAUUAUGUGACACCCUU